AUGUACUCACCCAUACCUUCCAACAUUCCCCAAAAGCUAACCCCAUCACCAGCCCUCGCCGACGCCCUAAACCACCUCGGGAUAACCCCCGUCUACCACAUGCGCGAAGUCGCCCCCAACGCCCACCAAGACCUCUGGAUCCGCGCCAUAUCCGACAACCUCCCCCCCUCCUCCCCUCCGCGCCCCUGGACCCGCGAGCAGUGGGACCUCCUCCUCCCCCCCUACGCCGCCGUUUCCGACUUCCCCCCCGCCCUCUUCGCGACCGCCCUGGCCGCCGCGUACCCGGACUGCCCGAUCAUCCUCUCAACGCGCCCGUUCGAGGCCUGGGCGGCCUCGAUGCGGGAUACGCUGAUCCACGGGCACCUGAACCGCGACCCGGGACGGGUGUCGCCGAUGGCGGGGUUGGCGGCGGCGUAUCAUGCCGCGUGCUGGGGGGACGAUUUCGAGGGGAACGGGAGGGGGUAUUUUGAGAGGCAUCAUGAGGAGGUGAGGGCGUUGGCGGGGGAGGGGAGGAGGGUUUUGGAGUAUCGUCCUGGAGAUGGGUGGGGGCCGCUUUGUGAGUUUCUGGGGGUGGAUGUGCCGGAUGUUCCGUUUCCGAGGAGUGAUGAUUGGGUCGAGUAUAAGAAGAUGGUUGAGAGGGAGAGGGCGGAGAAGGCGAGGCAGGGUGCUGAGGUCACCGCGGGAAGCAAUUAG
Messenger RNA from Colletotrichum karsti, 693 nucleotides. RefSeq lists its product as uncharacterized. The record is from RefSeq and is a predicted model, not a curated record. The transcript has a single exon. Lineage: Eukaryota; Fungi; Ascomycota; Sordariomycetes; Glomerellales; Glomerellaceae. Bases 1 to 693 code for a protein of 230 amino acids.